This is a messenger RNA of Callorhinchus milii (elephant shark), 5391 nucleotides long. RefSeq names its product ATP-binding cassette, sub-family C (CFTR/MRP), member 1 (gene abcc1). The coding region runs from base 53 to 5056 and encodes 1667 amino acids. The record is from RefSeq and is a predicted model, not a curated record. Gene Ontology annotation, molecular function: ATP hydrolysis activity; ABC-type xenobiotic transporter activity; glutathione transmembrane transporter activity. Lineage: Eukaryota; Metazoa; Chordata; Chondrichthyes; Chimaeriformes; Callorhinchidae. Gene Ontology annotation, biological process: xenobiotic transport; glutathione transmembrane transport. The transcript is spliced from 31 exons. Gene Ontology annotation, cellular component: basolateral plasma membrane.
GGGGGGGGGCGUCUCGCCGGCUCGCGCGGAGUCGCCGAUCAAAUCCCUCACGAUGAACCGCAUCUGCUCUGAGAAAGGCGAACAUACAUUUUGGGAUUCCAACUUAACCUGGCACACACAGGAUCCAGAUUUUACAAUUUGUUUCAAGAAAACAGUCUUAAUCUGGAUCCCGUGCAUCUUUCUCUGGCUUUGUUUUCCGUUUUAUACACUGUUUCUUUAUUAUCGUAAACAAGGUUAUAUAAGAAUGUCAAAUCUCAAUAAAUCCAAAACGUUGCUGGGAUUUCUGUUGUGGUUAUCCUGCUGGUCCCAGGUUUUAAACAUUAUUUUGGAGAAAAGUAGAGGCUUCGGGCAUGCCACGGUUUUGAUCUUAGGUCCUGCAUUUCUUGGAGUUACAAUGCUGCUUGCAGUUUUCAUCAUCCAGUUCGAGAGGUUGAAGGGUUUGAGGUCCUCUGCUGUUAUGUUCCUCUUUUGGUUGCUUACAUUAUUGUGUAGCACCAUAGAGUUUAGGUCUACUGUAAUGAACCUGCUUUAUCCGCCUGCUCAUUUUGAUCUGGUUGAUCACAUAAUUUUUUUCUUCAAUUUUACCAUGGUGUUGGCAGAAUUUGUGCUCUGCUGUUUUACGGAUGACCCACCUUUCUUUCAACUUAUUCUGAGUACUAAUCCCUGCCCAGAGUCAAAGGCAUCAUUCCUGGCCAGGAUAACAUUCUGGUGGUUUACAGAGUUGACAAUUUUGGGGUAUAAACGGCCGUUGGAGGCGAAAGAUUUGUGGUCUCUAAAUGAAAACGAUACAUCAGAGAAGAUUGUGCCAGAGCUAGUUUAUGAGUGGAAGAAGGAAUGUUCUAAGAUGAGAAAACCCGAAACAGUCCACACACAACAGAAAGAGAAAACCGGAGCCAAUAAGGAGCAUGAGAAUGAGAAUACUGAACAAUCUGAGGUAUUAUUAAUUCAGAAGAAACAGAACAUGGAGCCUUCAUUGUUGAAAGCACUUUGUAGAGCCUUUGGACCAUACCUAAUGAUAAGCUUCUUCUUCAAGAUUUUCCAUGACGUGUUGGUGUUUGCUAGUCCUGAGAUCAUGAGGUUGCUGUUAGGGUUUGUGAAUAACCACUUUGCUCCAGUCUGGCAAGGCUAUUUUUAUGCUAUCCUGUUGUUCAUCUGUGCAUUUGUACAGACACUUUUCCUCCAUCAGUAUUUCCAUAUUUGUUUUGUGACUGGAAUGAGAUUGAAAACUGCAAUCAUUGGUGCAGUUUACAGGAAGGCCCUCGUUAUUACAAAUGAGGCAAGAAAAACGUCUACAAUUGGAGAAAUUGUAAACUUGAUGUCUGUGGAUGCACAGAGGCUUAUGGAUUUGAUAACGUACAUAAACAUGAUGUGGUCAGCACCACUCCAGGUUACUUUAGCCAUGUACUUUCUAUGGCAGAACUUGGGACCAUCAGUUCUAGCAGGAGUGGCUGUCAUGAUCCUAUUGGUCCCUAUAAAUAGUAUGAUUGCAAUGAAGACCAAAGAUCUCCAGGUGACUCAGAUGAAAGAAAAAGAUAACCGAAUCAAACUGAUGAAUGAGAUUCUAAAUGGAAUCAAAGUAAUAAAAUUAUAUGCCUGGGAACUUGCAUUUAAAGAGAAGGUGAUGCAAAUUCGUCGAAAGGAGCUCAAAGUACUCAAAAAUGCUGCCUAUUUUUCAGCAGUUUCAACAUUCACGUGGAUUUGUGCACCAUUUCUGGUUGCUUUAAGCUCAUUUGCAGUAUAUGUGCUUGUAAAUGAGCACAAUGUGUUGGAUGCUCAAAAAGCUUUUGUUUCUCUGGCACUUUUCAACAUUCUCCGGUUCCCACUAAACAUGCUUCCCGUGGUCAUCAGCAGUUUGGUACAGGCAAGUGUUUCUCUGAAGCGCCUGCGCUUGUUUCUCUCCCAUGAAGAACUGGAUCCAGGCAAUGUGAACAGAAAUGAUCUGAAAGGCUCAGCAUACAGUAUUAGUAUGAAGAAUGCAACUUUAAGUUGGUCCAAGGAUGAUUCUCCAUGCCUCAAAGACAUUAAUUUAGCCAUUCUUGAAGGAUCUCUCGUAGCUGUAGUUGGACAUGUUGGAUGUGGAAAAUCCUCACUGAUCUCUGCACUGCUUGGAGAAAUGGAGAAACAAGAAGGUUAUGUUGCUGUUAAGGGUACAGUGGCAUAUGUUUCACAACAAGCUUGGAUCCAGAAUACCACUUUAAAGGACAAUAUUAUCUUUGGUCAAGAUUGGCAUAAAGGAUGGUAUAAUCGAGUGAUUAGGAGCUGUGCACUUCUCCCUGACCUAGAGAUGCUGCCAGCAGGAGAUGAGUCAGAAAUAGGAGAGAAGGGUGUCAAUUUAUCAGGAGGACAGAAGCAGAGGGUAAAUCUUGCUCGAGCAGUUUACAAUGACUGUUCAGUUUAUUUUUUGGAUGAUCCACUCUCGGCUGUUGAUGCUCAUGUUGGACGUCAUAUCUUUGAAAAAGUGAUUGGACCAAAAGGUUUACUAAAGAACACAACCCGUAUCCUAGUGACUCAUGGUAUCAACUUCCUGCCUCAAAUGGAUGUAAUUUUUGUGAUGGUUGAUGGUAAAAUCUCAGAGUUUGGCACCUAUCAAGAACUUUUAGAGCAAGGAGGAGCAUUUUCUGAAUAUCUUCAGGCAUAUGCUCAUAAAGAAACAAGCGAACCUGAAGUUGAAUCGGAAUCAGAAGACAUCGUACUGCUAGAAGUUGAAGAUGCCGAAGACGAUGGUCCAAAUAGACCUCGUCAUAAAAAGCGACGACUAAGUACAAUCAGCAGUGCCAGUGAAAUGCAAAACCAAGCUAAGAGUAGAGCAGUUCUUCGACGACAUCAUAGUCCAUCUGUUCACCGAGAUCCUAGUACAACACGUCAACAAUAUCUUAGUCCAUCAUACCGACAAGGUUCAUCAUAUCGUAGACAAGAGUCUAGUUCAGCAGAUAGGAGAUAUUCUACAUCACAAAAUCGCCGAGAAUCUAGAUUGGAAAAUCAGAGCGAUCAACAAAAAUUUAGUUCAUCACAACCGCAAAAAAGUUCCCAAGAUCUUAGUUCACCAAUUUGGCCAGAAAGUAGUAACAAAUCUCAUGUACCAAUUAUUCGUAAAGAAUCUACUGCAUCGGUUAUUUCUAGAUUACAAUAUAGGACUAAUUCUCUUUCAUCGGUUAGACAAUAUCCUGGUUUUGCAAAUAAAGCAGAGACUACCUCAUUGGGUGGAUACAGUUCCUCCCCUCGGUCCAACGUUGGCUUAAGUCAAUUCGCUGGACAACAGGAACUUGACAACAAUACAGAAGAAAAGGCUGGCGGCAAGCUGACAGUAGCUGACAAAGCUCAGACUGGAAGGGUCAAAUUUUCUGUUUACAUAAAAUAUAUUAAGGCGAUUGGAGUCUGUACUUCCUGCCUAAUUGUUGUGGCCUACAUUUGUCAGCAUGUGGCCGCUUUAUUUUCUAAUUUCUGGCUCAGUUUGUGGACAGAUGAUCCUAUUGUCAAUGGGACUCAACCGUUUAACAAGUUACGGUUAGGGGUGUAUAGCGCACUUGGACUAGGACAAGGUUUCUUUGUACUUUGUUCAUCUGUAUUGAUGUGUGCAGGAGGAAUAAUAGCUUCCAAAUGGCUCCAUGCUGACUUGUUGAAUGAUGUCCUGCAGUCACCUAUGAAUUUCUUUGAGCGGACACCGAGUGGUAACUUGGUAAACCGCUUCGCCAAAGACAUUGAUACAAUAGACUCUAUGAUCCCUACAGUGAUUAAAAUGUUCUUGGGAUCACUGUUCAAUGUUCUCAUUGCUUGCAUAGUAAUUUUGAUAGCCACACCAAUAGUUGCUGUGACCUUCCUUCCCUUGGGCUUUGUUUACUUCUUUGUGCAGAAAUUCUAUGUGGCUACCUCACGUCAACUGAAAAGACUGGAAUCCGUUAGUCGAUCCCCGAUAUAUUCCCAUUUCAAUGAAACACUCCUUGGAGUUAGUGUCAUCCGUGCCUUUGGAGAGCAAGACCGUUUUUUACAAGAAAACGACCUCAGAGUAGAUGAAAACCAAAAAGCUUAUUAUCCCAGUAUUGUUGCCAACAGGUGGUUGGCCGUGAGAUUGGAGUUUGUUGGGAAUUGCAUCGUAUUGUUUGCUGCCCUCUUUGCUGUGGCUUAUCGGCUAAAACUCAGUGCUGGUCUUGUUGGCUUGUCCAUAUCUUAUGCAUUACAGGUGACUGCAACAUUAAACUGGCUGGUGCGCAUGUCUUCUGAAGUGGAAACCAAUAUCGUUGCUGUGGAAAGAGUAAAGGAGUAUAGUGAGAUGGAAAAAGAGGCACCCUGGUUUAGCAACAAUAAUAGCCCUACCAGCAACUGGAUACAGAGAGGAACAAUACAAUUUAUAGGCUACAGCGCACGCUAUAGAGCUGAUCUUGAUUUGGUUCUGAAGAACAUUACUUUGACUAUCAAAGGAGGUGAAAAGGUUGGAAUAGUUGGCAGAACCGGGGCAGGAAAAUCAUCUAUUGCUCUCGGCCUGUUUAGAAUAAUUGAGCCUGCUGAAGGAUUGAUUUACCUUGAUGGAAUUAACAUUUCAGAAAUAGGUCUGCACGAUCUUCGGUCUGAGAUUACUAUUAUACCUCAGGAGCCAGUAGUGUUCUCUGGUUCGUUGCGAAUGAACUUGGAUCCUUUCGAACACCAUUCUGAUAACGAUCUAUGGAAUGCUUUAGAAUUAGCUCACUUGAAAACCUUUGUAUCGGACCUUCCCAACACGUUGAAUCAUGAAUGUUCUGAAGGAGGAGAAAAUUUGAGUGUUGGACAGCGACAGCUGAUUUGUUUGGCACGCGCUCUUCUUCGGAAAUCAAAAGUACUGGUCCUUGAUGAAGCGACAGCUGCAGUUGACCUAGUAACUGACAAACUUAUCCAGUCGACGAUAAAAAGCCAUUUUGAUCAGAGUACUGUCCUAACAAUAGCGCAUCGUCUCCAUACCAUUAUGGAUUAUACAAGAGUUCUGGUUCUGGACAAAGGUGAGAUUAUAGAGUUUGACACUCCAGCCAAUCUUUUGGCCAAAAAAGGAGUCUUUUACCACAUGGCAGCUGAUUCUGGUCUCUUGUAAUUUGAAAAAAUAUUUUCUUGUUUACCUCGACUCGGACUUGUUGCAUUUAGGAGUUUAAUGAAUACUUGAAUAGAAAACCUGAAUGUAAACAUUUUCCGACUGACAUCGGUUCAAUAAGAGUUUUGUAUGGCGAUCAUUAUUCUUUGACCUUAGUUUUUUUUUCCUUUUGUAUUUGUUGCCAUAUUUAAAUUACCUUAUUUAUAAAUAUCAAGCACGGAAUAAUGCACAGCAACAAAAAUUGUAGUGCAUUACGGUAAUGCUAUUUAUUUUUUGACAAGCAGAUAUGGUACAAUUUUUGUAAAUCAUGGAGACAAUAAAACUUGCUAUUGUGGUUA